This is a messenger RNA of Mesorhabditis belari, 789 nucleotides long. The record is from the annotation of a GenBank genome assembly. NCBI's taxonomy places the organism in Eukaryota, Metazoa, Nematoda, Chromadorea, Rhabditida, Rhabditidae.
AUGUUUGAGGCGAAGCUCACGAGCGCUUCAAUUAUGAAGAAGAUCAUCGACUCGAUUAAGGAGUUGGUCACUGAUGCACCAUUCGACUGCUCAGAACAAGCAAUGUGCCUUCAAGCCAUGGAUUCGUCCCACGUCGCUCUUGUUUCACUCAAGAUGGAGGUUGGCCUCUUCGACACUUAUCGGUGCGAUCGGACGAUCAACUUGGGACUGUCGCUUGCCAGCAUGGCGAAGGCGUUGAAGUGCGCCAACAAUGAGGACACUUGCGAGAUCAAAUACGAUGAUAACGAUGGGGACACGGUGACGUUCACCUUCUGCGACACAAAGAGGGACAGGACUCAGGAUGUGACCGUGAAGAUGAUGGACAUCGACGUUGAACACCUUGGGAUUCCCGAUCAGGACUACGCUGUGGUGCUCGAAAUGCCUGUGACCGAGUUCAAGAAGACGUGCUCGGAUCUCUUCAUGUUCAGCGAGACCAUCAACAUCACCGCCACUAAGGGAGCCGUCGUUUUCACCAGCAAGGGCGACUCUGGAUCAUCGGUCAUCACCUACACUCCAUCCAAAGAUGUGGAUAGCAGCGAGCAUGUUACUCUUGAUGUGAAAGAACCGGUCAACGUCAACUUCUCUACCAAGUACCUACUGCAAUUCACCAAGGCUUCGGCGCUGAGUGAUCGAGUGAAAAUCGCCCUCACAAACGACACUCCUAUUGUUAUCGAGUAUGGGCUGAAUGAUAACGGGCAUCUUCGCUUCUACUUGGCUCCAAAGAUCGAUGACGAGGAGAACAAUAUGGAU